Clonostachys solani is the source of this 675-nucleotide messenger RNA. The record is from the annotation of a GenBank genome assembly. NCBI's taxonomy places the organism in Eukaryota, Fungi, Ascomycota, Sordariomycetes, Hypocreales, Bionectriaceae.
AUGAAGUUCUUGACAAUCAGCAUUUUCAUCGCCCUUGUUGCGGCAGCCCCAACAAGCGUCGUUCGUCAGGAAGACAAUCCAGCCCUUAAGACGCGACAAAGCAGCACCACCAGAAAUGAACUUGAGACCGGUAGUAGCUCAAGCUGCCCGGAAGGAAUCCUUAUUUACGCGCGGGGAUCAACAGAGGCCGGCAACAUGGGAGACGGAGUUGGCCCGCUACUUGCCACCAACGUUGCAAACCAAGUCCCCAGCCUGUGGGUUCAGGGCGUUGGAGGACCUUAUACUGCCGGGCUGUUUGAGAAUUUAUUGACGAGGGGCACAAGUGAGGAUGCAAUUGAUGAAGGAGUCCGACUCUUUAACUUGGCAAACAGCAAAUGUCCCGGCUCUGCCAUUGUGACUGGUGGCUACAGCCAAGGGGCCGCUCUUAUUGCUGCGGCCGUGAGCGAUCUAAGCGCCACGGUGCGAGAACAAGUAAAGGGCGCCGUUCUGUUUGGCUACACCAAAAACCAGCAGAAUAAUGGCCAAAUCCCGAAUUACCCUGCAGAGAGAACUCAGAUCUACUGCGCCGACGGAGACCUUGUGUGCGAAGGCACUCUAACCAUCUUGCCCCCUCACUUCUCAUAUGACGAUGAGGCGGAGGGGGUUGCCGCUGAUUUCUUGGCGAGUAAAAUCUAG